UUCCGUCCUACGACCUUUGACCUGACGUGUCACAUGUAGACAAGAUGGCCGCCGCCGGGCAAGACAACAAUUUUCGGGACGGAAAAAACGAAAUAAACGGCGAUUUCUCGGGAAAUGGAGCCAAUAAUGCUGGUUCCAUACAGGAUGUGAGUCUACUGGAUGAGGAGAAUGACAUGGAACCGUUGGCCUCUCCCGGACAGAGCCCUAACAAAGGGGAUGACAAGAGCAGAUCCAGAAGCAGGAAACCGUUUCACUACCCGGCGAACAGGCGGCAGUCCGAGGAGCUGGACUCACACAGCACGCUCGCCACCUACAACCGGUACCGCUACUACAGCCGCCUCGCGCCACCUGACGAUCACAGGAUGCGUAUCCCGGACCACAUCGUACCAGCCUCCCUGUUCUACCCCGCCAUGUUUGUGGACAGGUCCCAGAAGCAGGGCAGCCUCAUUACCAUUUUCUCCAUCUGGAACACCAUGAUGGGCACAUCCCUCCUCAGCAUGCCCUGGGCGCUCGGGAAGGCAGGGUUUGUGCUGGGGUUGGUGAUCAUGGUAGUGAUGGCAGGACUGACUCUCUACACCUGCUACCGAGUCAUCAAGUCUGUCGAGGGUGUCGACCAGGAGGGUGAAGUGUUAGAGUUCUCGGACGUUUGCAGACACUACCUCGGCAGGUGGGGGGAGGGGUGUAGUGUGUUCUUCUCGCUCUCUGCUCUCAUGGGGGCCAUGAUCGUCUACUGGGUCCUCAUGACCAACUUCCUCUACAACGUCGUCAGUUUCGCUUACGAAAAUAUUCAUGCGUCAGGAAACGAGACGUCUGCUUCCACCGAAGGUGAGAACACACAUCAGAUUCUGUACUGCCAAAGUCUUAGGCCACCAAUGAGAGGCGUGCUUUCCUAUGGACUAAUAAUUAACAUGUAUUUUUCCACCACAGUGCUCUGCCCACUGAACUCAUCCCAUACACCCCACACGGGGAACAUGAGUGGUAUGUUCCAAGUGCCGACGCCCGACGACACAUUCCACCACGUCUGGGAGCGCGUCAAGACAGUUCCCUUCUUCCUCAUCAUCCUGGUCUUCCCUCUGCUGAACUUCAAGUCGCCAACUUUCUUUACCAAGUUUAAUGCCCUUGGCACGAUGUCUGUGGUGUACCUGCUGGUGUUUGUGAGUGUGAAGGCCGCCCAGUGGGGCAUCCACCUGGACUUCAGCCAUACGGGCAAGGACGUGGACGUCACGGAGGCCAGCGAAUACUUCCCAAUCCUGACAGGAACUUUAGCCCUGGCGUUUUUCAUCCACAAUGCCGCGGUGUCCAUCUGUCGGAAUCAGAAACACCCAGAAAACAACGGUCGUGACCUGUCUAUAGCGUACGUCUGCGUCAUGGUGACGUAUGUCGUGGUGGGAGCGGUAUUCUACGCCUCCUUCCCAAAAGACAAGAGCUGUAUAGAGGAUAACCUGCUGAACAACUUCAGUAACACGGACACGCUGGCGUUCGUGGCAAGAGUGUUCCUGCUCUUCCAGAUGUGGACGGUCUUCCCGCUCCUCUUCUACAUCUUCAGACUACAGUUCAUGCACACUUUGUUUGGCACUACUUAUCCUAGUUUAGUCCAUGUGGUAGUCCUGAACCUACUGUUGGUGGGAGUCUGUGUCAUUUUUGCUCGCUUCCUACCUCAUAUAGGAACCAUCAUCAGGUUCUCAGGAGCGUUCUGUGGACUUGCGUACAUCUUCACCCUGCCUUGCCUGGUGUAUCUGGUCCGCCUGAAACAGACGGGCAGACUCACCUGGCCCAUCGCGGCCGUACACGGCUUCAUCAUCCUGCUGGGGCUGGCAAACUUCGUGGGCCAGUUCUUCUUCUUAAAUAAGACGUAAGAAAGACAACAAGAGCUCGUUCGGUUCUUGUUGAGGGAAAGGCGUUUGUUUUAUGUUUGUUUCUCAGGAGCGCCUCCCUUCUGCCAGAGGCUACAAUUGCACUGCGACCGCUCGGCAACGAAAACUUUAUGGGCCAGUUCUUCUUCUUAAAUAAGACGUAAGGAAAACAGCGUGGACUUGUUCAGUUCUUGUUUAAGAAAAGUCGUUUACGUUUGUUUCUCAGUACACCUCAAUAGUACCCCCUUACUACUAGAGGCUGCAACUCCACUGCGACCGAUCGACAACCGAAAACUUUGUGGGCCAGUUCUUCUUCUGAAACAAGAAUUAAGUAAAAGCAACGUCGGCUCGUUCGGUUCUUGUUGAGGGAAAGGUGUUUGUUACGUGUUUGUUUCUCAGUUCUACUCAAUAGCUCCCCCUUACUACUAGAGGCUACAACUGCACUGCGACCGCUCGACAACCAAAAAUUUUGACAGAUGGCUCAACAGAUGGUGAAAUUUUUUUUUUUUUUACACUUAAUCUGGUUUGUUUUUUUAGUAGUACUUCUACAUAAUACUAAUCACCAUAUUUCUAUACAUUUACAUCAAUUAUGACAUCAAGGGUCACCAUGCCCAACUUUGGCUACUGUACAGUCGCUCAGCCAUUGAUAUCUAGUGGAACGGGGCUUAUGGAAAUAUGAUAUUUGAAUUUAUCCUCUUAGACAUAGAAACAUCUUCACUUUCUUCUCCUUACACAAGAUAUAAGGAGUCUGCCAGACAUUAUUUUCUCCUUGAAGGAAAUGCGAAGGUCACUUUGUGGGUCAAUUUUUCUUAAAGAAAUCUUGAGAAGUUUUUAGGCCAGCUUUUCUUGUUUGUUCUUCUACUGAAACAGAACAAAGCAUCCUUUAGCAUAGGUGGGUUAAAGUCUGGUUGUUAACCCUUUUACUACUGAUGUACCUUUUAACUGGUACAAAAUUGGCACAUGAAUGCAUACUUAGAGUGGAAAAGGUUAAUGUAUUAUUUACAAAAGAUGCAUACAAAAUGUAUGCAUCCAUAUGAUGCUAUUAUGCCGAUGCCUUGUUUUAUACAUUGACCUCAAAAAGUUAGAUUAGUUAGGAAUAAAUUUCCUUUUGGAUAUCAGUUAAUGUAUUAUUUACCAAAGAUGCAUACAUCUGUAUGCAUAAGUAAUAUACUAUUAUGAAGAUACCUUGUUUUGUGCAUUGAAGUAGUUAGGAAUAAAUGUCCUUUUGGAAUACUGUACGUUGGCACAACUUAGGGCGGAAGAAUAUGUGACUUUGUGUACAGACAAAAAAAGUUACUGUAGUUAGAAAUAAAUUUUCUGUUUGGGUGGUUGUGAUAGAUUUUGUGCAGUGCCACCUGCUGAUACUACAUGGUACUGCAAGAGAGUUUGUCAGCAGCUGCUACAGUGUGUUUUGAGACACUGCCACAUAAUGUUUUUUUAAAUUAACAUCCACCAUAAUCAUGGAUUUAAUUAAAAGGAAUUAAAACAUAGUGCCAAUUAGUAAGAUCCACUAUCAGAAUGAUGUAACCAACUGUGAGAUGACAUCGAAAGUAAAUAGUUGUAUAUGGUGUUUACUUGUAUAUUUGUUGAUGUACCUGUAUAAAAGGAGCCAAGGUAAAACCAUCUUGCCAAGAUAAAAAUGAAAGAAAACGUAAGAAAAUAAAUGUAAGAAAAACUU
Molecule: messenger RNA, 3531 nt
Organism: Branchiostoma floridae (Florida lancelet)
Lineage: Eukaryota; Metazoa; Chordata; Leptocardii; Amphioxiformes; Branchiostomatidae
Product: sodium-coupled neutral amino acid transporter 9-like
Exons: 15
Coding region: 45-1856 (603 amino acids)
Biological process (GO): amino acid transmembrane transport
Molecular function (GO): amino acid transmembrane transporter activity
Source: RefSeq, a predicted model, not a curated record